GAAAGGCAAGAAUUCAGAUACGAUCAAGCUUUCGAACGCACCACUUCUCUCGCUUCCAGACUACCAACUCGUGAAGGCAAUACCUAUCAAUUCAAGAUGAGUGACAUAAGUAUUUCCACCGAUCUGUUGAACUUGCCGUGCCACCAGAAAGGGGUUGAACCGGAUCAGGUGACGACCUUCUAUGAUGACUGGGCUACUGAUUACGAUGAGUUUCUUUCGCCUGGGACAUACAACGGACCACAGAUCGCUCUAGAAGAGAUAAUGAGCCAUGUCCCAGCUGACCUCUGCUCCACCCUCCGCGUCCUGGAUGUGGCGGCUGGUACCGGACUUGUGGGAGUGAUAUUGGCCGGAGCAGGCUUCAGGCUCCUGGACGCUGUGGAACCCUCUUUAGGAAUGAUCAAGAUAUUACAGGAGAAGAAAGUGUACCAAAACAUCUUUCAAGUUUACAUGGGGAUUAAAGAUCCUAUGAUUCCUCCAGACACCUACGAUCUCGUGAUAGCAGUGGGAGGAAUGGCAGAAGGUCAUCUCCCCAUCACAAGUGUAGACGACAUGAUAACUGCCUGUAAACCUGGCGGCUUUGUGGUGAUAGCAAUGCGAUACGAGUUCCUGCAAAAUACGGAAGCCUACCGGGGCAAACUGCUGCCUUACAUGGACAGCUUGGAAGGACGAGGCUGCUGGAAGAUGGCAACUCUGCUGGCUGAAUACCAACAUAUUGCAUACUGA
Portunus trituberculatus (swimming crab) is the source of this 723-nucleotide messenger RNA. RefSeq names its product methyltransferase-like protein 27. The transcript has 7 exons. Bases 97 to 723 code for a protein of 208 amino acids. The record is from RefSeq and is a predicted model, not a curated record. NCBI's taxonomy places the organism in Eukaryota, Metazoa, Arthropoda, Malacostraca, Decapoda, Portunidae.